AUGGGUGGCGCGCUGCUGCUGGCGCUGCUGGCGGCGGCGCGGGCCGGCGAGCCCAACGCGACCGACUCGCUCAGCCCCUCGCCCUCCGGCACCGCCGAGCCCGAGGAGAAGCCCGCCCCGCUGUUCCCCGUCGACCUGUUCACGGAGGAGCAGCGGCGGUCGGGCGCGGUGCUGCUUCACGUGCUCGGCAUGGGCUACAUGUUCGUCGCGCUCGCGAUCGUGUGCGACGAGUUCUUCGUGCCGUCGCUGGACGUGAUCAUAGAGCGGCUGGCCAUCCGCGACGACGUGGCCGGCGCCACCUUCAUGGCGGCGGGGGGCUCCGCGCCCGAGCUGUUCACCUCCGUCAUCGGGGUGUUCGUGUCGUUCGACGACGUGGGCAUAGGGACGAUCGUUGGCUCCGCCGUGUUCAAUAUAUUGUUCGUGAUCGGUGCGUGUGCGCUGUUCUCCCGCACUACACUCACGCUGACGUGGUGGCCGCUGUUCCGAGACUGUACCUUUUACUCCAUCAGCCUGUUGGUGCUGAUAUACUGUUUUCGCGACAGCGAGAUCUACUGGCAGGAGGCGCUGGUGCUGUUCUCGUUGUACGGCGCGUACGUGUUGUUCAUGAGGUGGAACCAGCCGGUGGAGCGGGCCCUCAAGAAGCUCAUCUACAAGAACAAGGUGACCCGCGUCAGAAGUACAGAUCAGCUGAUGCCAACGCACCAGACGGCAGCACAGAGUUUGCACGGCAACGCGACGACGUCGAGUGAGACCUCAGUUGGGACGAACACUGCGACGGCCCCCACCGCGCCUACCGCCGGCUCCAGCAAGGGUCCGCCUCCAGCUGCCAAGUUCCGCCACGGUCUGCUGCAGCUCAUGAUACAUACCAUCGAUCCGAUGCACGACGGUGAGUUAGGUAAAGUGGAUGAGAAGGCUACGCAGCUGCAUGCGAUAGCGUCCCUCAAGGUGCUUCUGGAGGCGACUCGACCGACGGCGGGUGGCGCGGGCGCAACUGCGGCGAGGCAUACGGCAGCUGCUGCGAAGGAAACGCCACUCGAUCUUCCCAACGGGGGGCUCGCGGACGUCCAAUUAGAUGCUAUAGAAGAGAUAGGAGACCUGGAGGAGGACACGACUCCGCUGGACAUGUCGUGGCCUACCGGGUUCCGAAAGCGACUGACUUACCUGUUGGUUGCACCAAUUGUCUUCCCUCUAUGGAUCACCCUCCCGGAUACGCGGACUCCGAGAGGGAAGAAUCUAUUCCCUAUAACAUUUAUAGGGUCAAUAGUUUGGAUAGCGUUUUUCUCAUACCUAAUGGUAUGGUGGGCGAACGUAGCUGGUGCGACCGCGAAGAUACCCCCCGAGGUGAUGGGCCUCACGUUGCUGGCUGCGGGGACCUCGGUGCCGGACCUCAUCACGUCCGUCAUCGUCGCCAGAAAGGGGUUUGGAGAUAUGGCCGUCUCCAGCUCGGUGGGCAGCAAUAUUUUUGAUGUUACCGUUGGAUUACCUCUGCCAUGGCUGUUAUACGGGUUAAUUAAUGGUGAGCCAGUCCAAGUGAACUCCAAGGGUAUGGUCUGCAGCAUUGUCCUGCUAUUUGCCAUGCUGCUUUUCGUCAUCCUCAGCAUAGCCUGCUUCAGGUGGAAAAUGAACAGAGGACUGGGCUUCACGAUGUUCCUUCUUUACUUUGUCUUCGUUGCAGUAAGUUUAGGUCUUGAAUACGGAUACUUGCAUUGUCCCAGCGAGUAAAGCAACAUCAUCGUCAUGGAAUUGAAGACAAUGUUUAACGUUUUAAUUUUCUGAUUUCUCAACUUUAUUAGAAGCAAAUGGUUAAUUGGGAAUAUUCUUUGCGACAAUCCAGUAUCUAAAUUAAAUAAGUUAAUAACUGUAGUAUCAUUUAUAUCAAAUGACGUAGUAUAGGAUGGAAAUUUUGUACAUAUAGCUAAAGUGCUUUAAAAUCUAACGGCCGAUUAAAUGAUAGACGAAUUUUGAAAUGAUUAUUAUAUAAUAGAAGUUCUGGAUUGUUAAAUAGGAAAUUCCCAAUCAACACGAUUAUGACUUUGUACUUAUUUCUAUUAAUUAGAUUUUGAAGAAAUUAUAGUCCUUUUGAGGGUUUAUGCUUUAGAAGAUCAAUAAUUAUUUCUAUAUACAAAUAGAUGACAACUUUAUGAUGAUGUAUUUACCGUGAAUAAAGUUUAUUUAAAAGUUAGCGUUACUACUAAUGUUAAUUUUCUUUAUAUGUACCUCCCUAUUUUCUAUAGAUGUCGUAAUAGCACAAAUUAUAAAAGAAAUAAAUUGCUCAAUUAACUUUCUUACGUUGUGAUUGUUUUGCUGAAUAGAAUUAUUUUAGAAUUUUCUAAUUAUACUGGCUUGUGAUAGAGUACAGUUCAAGAGAGAAUCGAGCACCAAAUGUAAUUUUUAAGAAGUUAUUGUUUGAAAUAUUUCCCAUGUAGUGGAAAUAAAACGGAUUGAAUUCUAAAUAUUCCUAAAUGCAAUAAAUUAUAAAAAGCUUCGGUGACUAUAAACAGAGUAGAUCUAUACGAAACUUUGAAGGUUAUGUAAAAUGAAUAAUUCUUUUUUUAUAUUAAAGAGACUAUAAGUAAUUACAGAUAUUUAGGCCAUCAAUAGAGACUGUAAUAGUUUAUUAUAUAAAUGUUAGUUGUUCAUUAAAUGGCGCUUAAGACAACGUUUCUGCGUCGAUGGUGUAAAUUAAUUUUUCUAAUUUAUAUUGAGUACUAAUUUUGAAAUAAAUUCGUUACUAGAUUUUAAAAUAUUUACAACACAACUACUGCAAUAUGUGAUAUCGUAUCAAAUUUAAUAUACGUCGAAGUCGAUUAUGUUUUAUAGUGUGUACCGAAAUAUUAGGAUGUUCGUGUACAAGUCAGUGAAGUUAUUUUUGUAUAUAAAAAUCUUGUUUUGUAUACAAAUGAUAAUAGUGUAUUAUGGAUAGCUACAGGUCGGUAUGACCUGACAGAUCAGUCCAUGGUUCGAUGUAAAUCAUUAAUUUUAACGUAACGUGAAAUAAAUUCUUGCGGGUAGAUGUCGGUAAUGUUGUCUCAGCACAAUUUGCUAGAAAUGAAAGAGUUGUAAAUACACAAGUAGAGGAAGAUAAGGCGAUCAUGGAGCGGGGCAAAUGUGACAGAAUUUUUAAUAAAGUUCUCAUUCCAUAAAAUGUGCCUAAGAGUUCCUACGAACUCAAUAACAUUGUUAGCUUCGUUUUAAAUAUUGUAAUGCGCCGAUACGAAAAGUACUAACUUUCAUAUAUGUAGGUACUGUCAAUGUAGCUAUCGUUAUAAUAAUAGACCUAAAGUUUCCAGGGCGCAUAUGUCCCGCUCUCAAAUAUUAUACGGUAGUUAUAUUUUACCCUAUUCACUAUAAUUCUUCUAUACUUUUAUUUCUUGUAUUUCUCGAGUGGUUAAUCUUUACCUUCAAUUAUAUAUUAUUCUAUUAUAAAAAUAAUAACAUCUGACAAAAUAGUCAAUUCUUAAAAAUACGUUUUAGCUGUAAGAAAUGUAUUUUUCUUCAUGCGUUCAACAAGACACAGUUCGAAGGGUAAUUUAAAAUUGGUUCAUUAAUAAAACCGUCCAGUUUUCUUUCUGAUCUUUUCGUUAUAUGUGCUUUCGCUUUCUCCGUAUUUUUCUUAUUUCAUUUUGACUAGCUUAUCAAUAGGUGGUUAAUGAUGAUUUUAGUAUCAAACAAUUUUGUAUGUUCAAUUGUUAACAUCCCACAAAGUUUUAUAUUGAUAACCCGCCUAUUUGACAUAGCAAUAAAUAGACUAGAAUAGAUAGUUAAAUAUUUGUAUUUUAAGCUUUAACAAUCAGACCAUUGUGUAAAGCUCAAGUGGUUAAAAGUAAAUUCAUUGUAAAGUUUGUUUAGUUCGUACAAAAUUCAUUAAUAUGUAUAUUGAAUGCGCACAAGUGUAUCAAACAUUUAUAUUUGCUUAUGUAAUGAAUUAUUGACUAAUAUUUUUCAUAACUAUAUACGAGAAUUUAACAAACUUACUGUGUUUUCCUCUUUCACGACAAUUGUUUCGACUUCGUCCGGAAAUCUUCUUCAGGGUGAGUAUGUAGCCUUCGCUGCAACGUCUUACCUCAGACUGUAAUUCCCGUAAACAGUUAUGAAAAAUGCUAGUGUAAAAAUGAAUAAAUUUUAGAAAUAUUAACUAUUUAUUUCUUUUUGAUAGAACUUAAAGAGUAAAUAGAGAGUUAUUUAAAUUCGUAUAGAAUGAACACUGUUGCACUUGAUACAUAAUGUAUGACAAAUUAGCGGUGGUUUUGACAUUUUUAAUAACGACAUAUCGAUAGGUACCGGACAAUCGAGUAGGUCAUAAUCUGUGAUAAGGGCAUGCUUAUGACGUAUUUAUAAAGUGUUUAUAGAAAUUCAUCUCUUUACAAUCACAAAUUCUUUAUAUAUAAGGUUAGGCUUGGAUUUGAUAGACUUCUGUAGUUCGCUUAGCGGCCACUCUCGGUCGAGCAGUUUCGAUUACUAUUAAAAAUCUUAUUAAACAUCUAUAACUACAAAUUAUAUUCCAAUUCCUAUACUUUCAUCUAAAUUUUCCAAUGGAACUGUAAAGCCGUCGAGUGGUCAAUCUAUACAAGUGUUAAGAAAUGAAUCAUCUUUGCUCUAACUGAUGCAAUUACUUCUUUAAGGUUUGGUGAUAUAUUACUCAUUAUAUUUAAUAAUUCAAUCUAGUACGACGUAGAUGCUGUAAAUUGGAGUAUAUCCUUUUACAUAUUUGUAACUGUCAUACUGUGGGAAGCACCAAGUACCAUGCGCGUACGAUUUGUAUGUAUCGCCUAUUAAGCUACGCUAAAUAUAAUUAUUACUAUUACACUAGCGAUUUCUAUCUAUCUCUUGUAUAAUAUAAGUAGAAUUUGUAAAUUUAUCAUCCUUCCAUUGUUUGUAGUAGUGCGAUGCCGUUGGGUCUGUCGGACUGAGUUUCAAAUCAUGGGUUAGGUACUUCACGUGGGCGUUGGUCCCUCCUACUGCAUGUCACACGUAGUUACAUCAACUUGCAUUUGUUCAGUACCAAAUAGCACGUCGAGCUAGAUACCAUUACUCAGCGUUUGUUAUACCUAGUUACUGUAAGAGUUGACUCUAUUAACUAUUCGUACGGUAUCGUCUCACUUAUUGGUACCGAUUAACUCGUAAACUUUAUAACUUCUUUCGUAGACUAAGAUAUCUAUAGACUAAAUGCUAUCAUUAAAAUUAAAAAUGUUUAUUAACAAAAAAUUAAAAUAUAAUAAUAUCCAGGUAGAGAUUGUUACUAGAGUGAUGGUUUUUAUAUAAAAAAUUAUAAAGUAAAAAUUUAUGCAGAUAAUAAAAAUAUUAGCAUUACACUUUUUUUGACACACACGCGUCAAUACGAACACCAUAAAUGUAAUGUCGUAUGUUUAGUGAAAUAUGCUAUUACUCUUUAUAUUCAGCUUUAAAUUUGUAUGGGUCAAGAAAAGUGAAGUGGAUUUACAUAGUCAUCGAUUUGGUUUAUGGCUGAUUCAUCUCGAUUUCGGGAUGUUGUGACGAGAUGUAGUACAAAUCUGGAUCGAAGUAGACAAAUUGAAGAACAUACAACAAUGUUACAAGAGUAUAAUAAAAUAUUGAAAUAUAUCUGCAAAGGUUUUCGGUAAAUUUA
Messenger RNA from Achroia grisella, 5605 nucleotides. RefSeq names its product sodium/potassium/calcium exchanger Nckx30C. Gene Ontology annotation, cellular component: membrane. The record is from RefSeq and is a predicted model, not a curated record. The transcript is spliced from 7 exons. Bases 1 to 1722 code for a protein of 573 amino acids. Gene Ontology annotation, biological process: calcium ion transmembrane transport; intracellular calcium ion homeostasis. NCBI's taxonomy places the organism in Eukaryota, Metazoa, Arthropoda, Insecta, Lepidoptera, Pyralidae. Gene Ontology annotation, molecular function: calcium, potassium:sodium antiporter activity; calcium channel activity.